UGGACUGUGUAGAAAAAUAAAGGAGGGGCUGGUUUUAAUAUCAUAGAAAACUUCUUUUUAUGCUCUUUGUCCGUCUAAGACGCCUUAAAUCGCGGAGUAUCUUAUUGUGGUACGCAAUGUACGAAUUUUUGGCUUGAUUUAAAAACGCAGAUUUUAACGCCAUUUUUGUCCAUAAAUUGCACAAUAUGACCUAUUUGCCGUUUCAUAGGUGAGACGUUGUUUGUUGGUCAGUAGGUCGUCUGGCUUUUUGCGACGUAUGGUGCAAUCCACCCAGCAGGAGCUCUCGAACGCCACGUCGCGCUGCUGUUCUGCUGCUAUUAAAUCUUUAUCUCGCCUCCUCACUGAAGCUGAUGAGCACGCUCAUAGAGUCGCAGCGCUUUUUGAAGUGGAUGGCAUUAUUCGUGCACCUCGGGCUCUUCAUCCUCAGUCUACAAACUUAUGCGUCUUGCAGUGACGUGAGAUCCAGCAGAGAAGACGACGAGCGCUUUCGGGUUGAACAAGCUGAAGCUUUCAGACCCAAACGACCUCCACAUAUCAUCUUCAUACUGACAGAUGACCAGGGUUUCAAUGACAUCGGAUAUCACAGCAGAGACAUCCGCAGCCCGACGCUGGAUAAGCUGGCUUCAGAGGGAGUGCGCCUGGAGAAUUACUAUGUCCAGCCGCUGUGCACCCCGUCCCGCAGCCAGCUCAUCACAGGCAGAUAUCAAAUUCACACUGGCCUCCAGCACUCCAUCAUCAGACCACGUCAACCCAGCUGCCUCCCUCUGGAUGUGGUCACACUCCCUCAACGCUUACAGGAAGCCGGUUACUCCACUCACAUGGUGGGAAAGUGGCAUUUGGGUUUCUAUCGGAAAGACUGUUUGCCCACACGCCGUGGAUUUCACACCUACUUCGGUUCGCUGACCGGCAGCGUGGACUAUUAUACGUACGGCUCUUGCGACGGCAAGUCGUUGUGUGGCUUUGACCUCCACGAAGGUGAGUCAGUGGCAUGGGGGAAAGGGGGGAAGUACUCAACUCACCUCUACACCCAAAGAGUGCGCAAAAUCUUAGCAACGCACGACUCGACCAGUCAGCCUCUUUUUAUCUUCCUUUCCCUUCAGGCGGUGCAUACACCUCUAAAGCCACCCAAAGAAUACAUCUAUCCGUACCGUCAAAUGGGCAACGUUCCCCGCAGGAAAUACGCGGCCAUGGUUUCUAUCGUUGACGAGGCGGUCAGGAAUAUAACUUACGCGCUGCGCAAGUAUGGCUUCUACCGUAAUAGCGUCGUCAUCUUCUCCACUGACAACGGAGCGCAGCCGUUAACAGGAGGCAGUAACUGGCCUCUACGAGGGUGCAAGGGAACAUACUGGGAAGGUGGCAUUAGAGGAGUGGGUUUCGUGCACAGUCCCUUGAUACGCCAUCGAAGAAGGGUCAGCAGAGCCCUUAUUCACAUCACUGACUGGUAUCCAACCUUAGUUGGACUCGCUGGGGGCAAUGUGUCGCAGCAUCAGGGAUUAGACGGGUUUGAUGUUUGGCCCACCAUCAGCGAAGGAAAGGAAUCCCCACGACUGGAAAUUCUUCACAACAUCGACCCUCUUAAUCGGCGCAGCCGGGGCUCGUUCAAGGACGGCUAUGGAUUAUGGGACACCACCGUGCAAGCGGCCAUUAGAGUGGGCGACUGGAAGCUCUUGACGGGCGACCCUGGCCACGGGGAUUGGGUGCCGCCCCAGGUUCUUACAAACUUCCCUAGCAGCUGGUGGCACCUGGAGCGACAGGUUGAAAAGAAAAGGAAAACAGUUUGGCUCUUCAAUGUUACAGGAGACCCUUGUGAACGGCAUGACCUCGCAGUGUACAGGCCUGAUGUCGUCAAGGAGCUGUUGGCACGGCUAGUGUUUUACAAUCGCACGGCGAUACCUGUUCGCUACCCGCCUGACGAUGCCCGCGCUAACCCCAGUUUGAAUGGAGGUGCGUGGAGACCUUGGGUGGGCGAAGAUGAACAGGAGGAAAACUGGGAUGGAAUUUAUUACAAGAGAGGGAAGAAUCGCAAAAAGAAGAAGUGUAAGCUCUGCAAGUCACAAUCGUUCUUCAAGAAGUAUAAUUUGAAGAUCGUGUCAAAACAAAUAUGAGAUUCUUCUGCUAUCGGACAUCACUUACAAUAAAAACCUAAUUGCUUAUGUUUAAGACCUAAAAAAGAAACGGCACACCCGGCCCAUCCAAGAUGUACAGUUGGAAGAUGCACAGAGGUCAAAAGUUUACAUCCACC
Molecule: messenger RNA, 2242 nt
Organism: Labeo rohita (rohu)
Lineage: Eukaryota; Metazoa; Chordata; Actinopteri; Cypriniformes; Cyprinidae
Gene: arsib
Product: arylsulfatase family, member Ib
Exons: 2
Coding region: 351-2105 (584 amino acids)
Source: RefSeq, a predicted model, not a curated record